AUGAAGCCUUUUAUUUCUACUUUCCUAAUAUUUGUGCUUUUCCCAAAUCUUGCGAUUUCAGCUUCAGCCCAAGACAAAUACACUUCCAUAUAUUUAAAAAUAAUUUUUUUAUUUCCUUAUAAUAAUAAUUUAUUUUCAAAAAAAUUUAUUUUUUAAUUAUUUUAUAAUAAAAUGGUGGCUGUAUAACAAUUGUGUCAGAAGCUGCACGAUUAAAUGGUCAAUGCGUCCACACUCUGGAACAGAAUAUCAUAUAGAUAAAUGUUCUUAUGAUGAAUGCGAGCAUUUCAUUCAGCCGUCCCUACUACCUAAUGACGCUGAAGCUCAAAAAACCUCAUAUGUAAUAAAUGAAAAAGAAACAAGUGAGCCUCUCUCCCUCUUGAACCUUAUUAGAUUUUCUAAUGAAGAUUCUAAAGGGAAGAAAUUUAUUGAAGAAAUAAAAAAUCCUGAGCCUGUAAAAAAUAAUUAUAAACCUGCCAGCUGUUUGCCAAAUUCCCAAAAUAUGAGAAGCCUUAAAUUCAAUCAUGAGCACUCAGGACAUGAAUUAGAAAAUUCCAAGCUAAAACAGGAAUUAGAACUUUUCACAUUAAAUGCACAUUUACUGAUCCAAGUAUCCACAAUUGUGCUUCUGGUUUACCUUGUUUACAGAUUUUUCUUUAAGAAAAGAAAUCUUAUUAAGAAGCAAGCCUUUAUUUCUAAAGGAUCUUCUUAUACAUAUCUACAAGUAUAA
Molecule: messenger RNA, 727 nt
Organism: Blepharisma stoltei
Lineage: Eukaryota; Ciliophora; Heterotrichea; Heterotrichida; Blepharismidae
Source: the annotation of a GenBank genome assembly